This is a messenger RNA of Pocillopora meandrina, 3872 nucleotides long. NCBI's taxonomy places the organism in Eukaryota, Metazoa, Cnidaria, Anthozoa, Scleractinia, Pocilloporidae. The record is from the annotation of a GenBank genome assembly.
AUCGAUUACUGAAGUUGUUCGUUUCCCUCAAAAUGCCGGGCGAUCCGAGCUCCAGAGGUAAGCUUUAUAUCUUCUAAGACCCAAAAAAGUGUUUUUAUGAUACUGAUAGUUUAUCAUAAGAUACGAUAGUCGAAAAUAAUCGUUUAGAGACGUAAAAUUUCCGAGUUUGAUUCAAGUUUUCGUACAAGUGACUUCAAACGCUCUCAAUAUGGCGCUUUCCGUCAGAAGAUUUUGAUUCCCUCUAGAUCUAUCUUGCUUAUUGUCGAAUCGUUCGAUCAUGUAGAGAUACUUUACCUACUUAGUUACUUACGUGUAAAAUGAGGUGAAAGACUAGGCUAGUUUCUAGAUUCAUUUGAUUCACAUGGUUUUUCUGGUAUGACUUUAGUUCAAUAGAACUACAACACGCAAUCAGAUUCUAUGUCUACUCUUUAUUGAACGGCUGUUCGUUCCAAUUUUAGUCACGUAAACUCCUUCAUUUUAAGGUAAAAAAUGGGGAAAAGAGUCUCUUAUUCCCGGAAAAAAUUCUCAUCAGUCAUUAGCGUGCUCCCACAGGAGCACCCAUGGAAAACUCUAGGGCAACCUCGAAAAUAUUUAUACCCUGAUCUGAAUAUUCAUAACGUCAUAACAUUAGAAGUUAAUCCUAGCCUUCGUUUACAAUCACAACUUUCUCGUACAUAGUAUGACAAACAUGGUUUUCUGUUCCAAUUUAGCCUCUGGUGGUAUCAUAGCUUAUAAUGGCGAUUCUGCUCGAGGUUGGAAUGACCCUCCAACUUUUGCAUUCUCUAAUAACUCGACGGGCAACAGACCGAAGUUAGAUCUUAGGAAGAGAGUAUCACAUCAGCAAGCUUUACAUGGAAUACAAACACCGUCGCCAAGUUUACAACCAGCUGUUGUUAACAACGAAGAAAUUACAAACGGUAUGUCGAGAUUUUCCAGUGUUUCCGAGUUGAAAUCUUGUUGAGAUUGUCUAAUAUUAAGGAUUGCACAAUUCAGCGAUGUCAUGAUGACAAAAACUCUGAAAAUUAUUUAUAAACUUUGCACCCUGCCGUGAUGUUACAUGUCUGUAAUACAUUUGAGUCGUAAAAUUUUGGUUCAGUAAUAAUAAAUACUAUAUAACUUCUGCGAUGGAAACACGAGGAAUCUUCCUCUUUUUUUUAUCGUUGUUUAUUAGGUAUAAAUAGAUUAUCAGUGAUCGUGGAAGAUCAGAUCAGGAAAUUUGCCGCGGGCAAAAAUAAAAGCCUUCGGGAUUUCAGCAUUUGUAUUAAUAAGUGUUUUAAGGUAUCACAAACAUCAAUAGUUAUGGAAUUUCAAAACCCAGAAAGUGUCUGAGUUUUAGAAUGGUGACAGUGAUAACUUACACAGACUAUAAAGAAACGAAAUAUACACUAUUUAUAAUCAUGCUAAACCAAUCACAGCAUUUGAAAGUACUUAUUAAUUUCCUCUUUUUCUAGGUACAUCUGUCUGAAUUAUUAUCAUUUUUAAUUUUGGAAUAAUAAAAAAACAUGUCUCCUUCAACUUGAUCUUCAAUUCUCUCACAGCUGUGCUUAAUUGGAAAAUGAAGAAUAAAACUUCAAGCAGUCUUAACUUACAUGUAAUAAUUUAUUGUUUUUCUCAAACAUGAUUCACCAUUUUCACAGGUGUUGGUGCUCUUAAACUCAAUGGCGUCUCCCAGCCACUUUAUACACAACCUCCCGUGACAACAAAUGCACCUCUUGGAAGUAAUAACCUGGAUGGCAUUGCCCAGCCUCUUUUCACACCACCAGUGACAACAACUCCUCCUCUUGUUAGCCAUAAUCUUAAUGGCAUCACCCAGCCGCUUUUCACUCCAGCACCAGUGACAACAACUUCACCUCUUGUAAAUACUAAUCUCAUGGCUCCCUCAAUACCAACCAUGUUUACAAGGAGUGUAUCCACACCAUCUUUCACUGAUGCAGGAACAGCAAAUUCAAGUGAUGUAUCUGUUAACUCAAUGCAAAGUAUCAACCCUCCAGGGACACAUGCACAUGCUAAAUCAACAGAGAAUCUCUCAGGGAAUCUUGGACAACCAUUAUUUGCUCUCAAAGAUCAUAGUUUUGAACCAAUAAGAACUGCACCUCUACACAGUAUCCGCUCAACGGCAGAAAUCAGUGAUCAUUUUGAUGAUCACCACAGCUCCCCACAGAUAUUCCAUCCAAUAACUCCUCCUGUAACAAAAGCUUCCACCAUGCCAAGUUAUCAAGAUAACCCACUUAUAACCCAGCCAUCUGUCCCACCACCAUUACCAAGCCAACCUCCAGUUGGUCACACAACACCUCCCUUGUAUCCAGUACACAGGCAGAGCCCUGUUCCACCAACAAUGCUCCCACAGGGGAAUGGAAUAGCUAAGCAUCCUCACAUGGGACACAGUAUGACUCCACCACCACUCCCAGGGAAUCAAAUCUCAUCUUCAGCUUCAUUAAGUGCAGGGAAUACUCCUCGCAGUACCUCUCCCUCUGGUGAGGAGAAAAAUGGAGCUGUCUCUAAUGCAGUGGAUAACCAAGAAGGGCUUAAGAUCACAAUGGAUGCCUUACAGGAUGUUAUUAACAAGCUUCAAGACAACCUAGAGGUUAGUGUUCUAGUGUAAUUUGUUCAGCACAUCAUGGCCAGUGAUAUCCCUUCUCAGUCUUGUUAUCCACAGUGCUGUGCAAAGGCAAGGAUCACUCUCCUUUAAUCAUCUCAUCUCAUCACUCUGACUGUGACUUCAAUUAUGUCACUUCACAAGAACUUUGUUGCAGCUGAAAUAGUAAAAUAUCUCACAUGACUUAUUUCAGUCAUUGCAUCAGCUUGGGAAGUCAUUUGUACAUGCAUUGGUCAACAAAACAUUCUCUUUCUAUCACAGAAAAGAGUUGCUGAUGAUAUUGCAAGAAGACUUCAAGUGAUGAGUCAGAAUUGGACAAAUGGGAAACUUAGUCAAGGUGUCAAGAGCAGAAUGAUAAAGCUUGCACAAGGUAAUGAAAAAUAGAUAUCUCUUCAAGCUCCUAGUUUUCUGUUAUUAAGGGGAUUUGAAAGUUAGUUUUACAAAAUUGUGUAAGACAAGUUGAUAUUCUUGACUGGUAUGUUAGGCAAGAAGGUUUUACUCCUAGUAUUCAGCAAAGACAAAGUAAUAUUUUAUACUGCAUGAAUAUCUUGAAUAUGAUUUAACUUAGAUGUUGGCUAGUGCAAUUCAGAGUGCCAUUACAACUAUUUGUCUGUAAAUAUGUCUCUCUAUCUCAAAAUGUCAUUUGGAUUGUAACAAAUUGAACUCUAAUCAUGAGAAAAAGUUGCUAGACACUUUAAUUUGCAAAAGUAAGCAAAAAUAACAUCCCAUCUUCGUUACACAAGAAGUUCCAACUACAGACCUUUUUUUGUGUAUUUUCAAAGGUAUCCCAAAAACAUUUGGCCAGGAUUGUAGUUCUGUGAAAUUCUUCAGUGGCUUAGUAAAUCUUUUUUUUAAUGUAACUGUGUUCAUGAUCUUUCAUUAGCUCUAGAUGGUGGAAAUGUUGAGGAAGCACAUCAGAUUCAUAUUUCACUAAUGGUGGAUUUUGUUAGUGAGGUAAGCUCUUCUGCCACACUAAGCCAACAACUGCUGUUGUAAGGGUUCAGUGAUAAGGUUAAAAUCUUAAACUUAAUUGUUGCUGGAAGAUAUUUUCCUUCACAUAAAGUUGUUUUUAAAUGCAAAGGAAAACAUCAAUUUUAUUAGGGCCAAGGCAAUUACUUUUUAGUGUGUGACAUUGUAGACUAGUAGCCUGUACAGAAUUAACAAUUUGAUUUUAACUAAUUCCUGUCUUUUUUUUCAGGUAAACCAGUGGAUGGUUGCCGUGAAGAAGUUAAUCAAUUUAGUCCGUACAUCAAGUGCUUUCCCAGCUCAUUCAUGA